UCAAAUCGAAAACUUUUGGUUUUUAAAAAUUAUUAUUUUUUCUCUCAAGAUGCAAAAUCUUGUUGAAAAACAACCGAAAUCCAAAAAAGAUAAUGAAGAUGGUGAAGAAAAAAAGAGGCGUCCUAUCAUUAAAAGUGCCACUGACCUGCAGCGCCUCAAACUGGAAAAACUUAUGAAAAAUCCUGACAAACCAAUAACAAUACCUGAAACUCCUAGAGAAAAGGAUUACAUGCAAACAGUACCUUCAUUUGUUCGUAAUGUAAUGGGCUCAAGCGCUGGAGCAGGUUCUGGAGAAUUCCAUGUAUAUCGGCAUCUUAGACGGAAAGAGUAUGCACGACAAAAGUGUAUCCAUGCGAAGAGCAUGAGAGAACAACUGGACGAAGAAUACCAAUCCAAACUGGAGAAAAACCGUCUCGAAGCUGACGCCAAGACAGCAAAGAAACGGGCUAAACGCUUAAAGAAAAAACAGCGUGCCAAGAAACCAAAAGUUCCAAAGAGUGAAGAUUUGGAAAAACACAACACAACCGACGAGGACGAUGACGAUGAUGAUGAAGACGAGGAAACAAAUUCAUUAGAGAAGAAUGAACACGGAAAAAUAAAUGAAGACACACCAAAAGAAGAAACAAGUGCAGUAACCGAUGCUCCCUCUGGACCCCAAUCUAAGGAAGAAAUGAACAUCCCCGUAGAUGAAAAUGAAUCAAAACAAGAGGACAUAUCUAAAACCUCUUCCGGUAUUGAUGAACCUGAAUCGGACAGAACUGAGAGCGACAAACAAAACGAAAUGCUUCCUAAACUGAUCUCAGAGACGACAGAAGGUCAAGUUGAAGAAAAAGAGAAAAACUCUUCUAAUGAAAGUGAAGCGGACAAAACAGAGAGCAACACACAAAAAGAAAUCCUUCCUAAAGAGAUUUCAGAGACGAAAGAAGGUCUAAGUGAUGAGAAAGAGAAGCGCGAACAAAUAAAAGAUAACACACCAUCACAAUCUUAAAUAAAUUGAAUUUAAUAUUAUA
Molecule: messenger RNA, 1010 nt
Organism: Eupeodes corollae
Lineage: Eukaryota; Metazoa; Arthropoda; Insecta; Diptera; Syrphidae
Product: PRKR-interacting protein 1 homolog
Exons: 2
Coding region: 50-988 (312 amino acids)
Biological process (GO): negative regulation of protein kinase activity
Cellular component (GO): nucleolus
Molecular function (GO): double-stranded RNA binding; protein kinase binding; protein kinase inhibitor activity
Source: RefSeq, a predicted model, not a curated record